CAUAUCUUCUCCGAUCACACCGUUUCCUCUCACAGUUACACAGCGGAAGACGCCACUUCCUCAAAACGACACAACACUGCCGUCGCAAACACCUCCGACUGCGCGACGCAGGUAAACACACACAUCUGCUCCGUCUGUGCCAUCAGGAUGGAGGCGUUCAGCUCGAAGGACAUGGCCAUGAAGGCCCAGAAGAAGAUCCUCAGUCACAUGGCCAGUAAGUCGGUGGCUCACAUGUUCAUCGAUGACAACAGCGGCGAGGUUCUGGACGAGCUGUACCGCGUCUCCAAGGAGCACUCGGGGAACCGCAACGAGGCCCAGAAGGUGGUGAAGAACAUGAUCAAGAUCGCCGUGAAGGUGGGGGUUCUGUUCCGACACGACAAGUUCAGCGCCGACGAGCUGAGUGUAGCCCAGGACUUCAGGAAAAAACUCCACCAUGGAGCCAUGACGGCCAUCAGCUUCCAGGAGGUGGAGUUCACCUUUGAUAAGAGCGUGAUGAUGGAGCUGCUGGCCGAGUGUCGUGAUCUACUGCUGAAGCUGGUGGAGAAGCACCUGACGCCCAAAUCUCUGGACCGCAUCAGACACGUGUUCAACCAUUACUCGGACCCGGAGCUGCUCACGCACCUGUACGACCCUCAGGGCACGCUGUGGCCCAACCUCAGCAAGAUCUGCAGCGGCCUGAACCGCAUGAUCGAGGAGGGCAAGCUCUGAACACAGGACUCAAAGACUGGACUUCUGUAGAGAGACUGAGCUCAGGGGAGGAGAGACGCUCCUGGAAGACUCCUCGAGUCUGACCUUGAGUAAAUAAACCUGAAGAACGCGUGCGGUUCGUUUACCACCCUAUAAAAAUCAGGAGAAAGAUUUAAAGAGACAGGACACCCAAAAAUCAACAUUCUGUCAUCCUCAGUUUAUCCAGCAGCUCGCCUCUCAGCUAAGAGGGAACGUUCUAAGAACGUUGUAGCGAGGUUCUCUUAGCGUUACGAACUCACGUUCGUCCAGUAACAUUGCUAGAACGUUUGCUCAACGGUUUCUUUUCUUUAAUAAAGUUCUCAAAACCAAAGCGUUAUUCGUGCAUCCGUUCAUCCACAUUUUUGAUGAAAGGUUUUUAAACAUUAUCAGUUUGAGGAGGUUCAGAGAACGAAACAUUCCCUAAUAUUUUGUUAACAUUCGUAAAACGCUGGCGGUUUGGGACGGUUCAGAAAGCGGUUACCUGCAGGGAAAAACCCAGCAAAAAUCUUCUUAGAACAAAUUUUUCCUAGCCAGCGAGAAAAAAAGAAAGAAAAUUUUUCAAAAUAUGAAAAUAAAUUAUGUUUGUUAAAACAGGACAGAGCAGAGAAAAAAGUUCUUAGCAAUGCAUGUUACUAAAUUUUAAUAUAUUUAUGGUAGGAGCAAAAUAUCUUCAUGAAACAUGAUCAUGAUCUUUACUUAAAAUCCCAACCAUUUUUGUCAUGAGAGAAAAAAUGAUAAUUUUAGAGUGUAUUGUUGUCUGUUUCUAUAAAUACAGCUGCUGCGCUCCAGACACUGAUGACAGAAAGUUUGUUUUUGGGUGAACGAUCUCUGUGGAAAAUUAUGUUUUGCAUAAAGAAAAUGAAUCCAUUUUAAUGUGAUCAGGUUUUUGACAUUAUUUUCACCCAUGAAUAUUAAUAAAACGUACGCAGCGCUGGAUUUUAUGUGCGGGUCUACAGUAUUCACCUGUAAAACAAUUCAUUACUGUUUUGAUCAAAAGCAGCAGUGUUAGAGUGGAGCAUCUGAAUGGAUUCAAGUUUAAUAAUAAAGAGUUGUUUAAACCUUU
Puntigrus tetrazona (Sumatra barb) is the source of this 1789-nucleotide messenger RNA. RefSeq names its product tumor necrosis factor, alpha-induced protein 8-like 2a (gene tnfaip8l2a). Gene Ontology annotation, cellular component: cytoplasm. The transcript is spliced from 2 exons. The record is from RefSeq and is a predicted model, not a curated record. The coding region runs from base 148 to 708 and encodes 186 amino acids. Lineage: Eukaryota; Metazoa; Chordata; Actinopteri; Cypriniformes; Cyprinidae. Gene Ontology annotation, biological process: regulation of apoptotic process.